Molecule: messenger RNA, 4532 nt
Organism: Kockovaella imperatae
Lineage: Eukaryota; Fungi; Basidiomycota; Tremellomycetes; Tremellales; Cuniculitremaceae
Product: Urb2/Npa2 family-domain-containing protein
Exons: 15
Coding region: 52-4407 (1451 amino acids)
Source: RefSeq, a predicted model, not a curated record
ACAAAUAUCACCAGCUUCACCACUGUGCCGUCCACAGCUGGAGACGGAGCCAUGAGCAGCUCAAACGGAAGCAGGGAGUACCUCGUCUCCGCUUCAUCUCUCAUCAAAGCUCUCAAGGCUCCUUCAGACCCUCCUCAUCCUGAUUGGCCUUCGAAAAUAGAUAUUGCCCUCCAGGCAUGGGAGGAUCAGGCCCUUCAUCUGCCCCGGAAGGCGGAGGUCUUGAGGGACUGGGUUUUGGACGUGCUACUCAGACCAGCUUCAAAAUCUCAUACCCCUCACGCUUCCUUUCUAGCCAAAUACUACGACCUGCUAUACUUGACAUGCCUUGAUUCGCCAUUGGGAACACCGCUGCCGCUGAGCAUAUUCGCAAAAUUCUUCCAAGCCCUGGUCACUGAGCCGAAGGAUAGUCAUGAACUUCUGUUGUCGGCUGCGAAAACCUUUGAACUUCUCUACAGCGGUCUGCAUCAGGUCAAAAUGGACGCUUGGGUAGAGGUGUGGAAGACCUCUUUGGCAUAUCUUGCAUCUUCAGGAUCUGUAUAUGCGGGAUCAGACGUCGCUCUGAGAGGCUUGUAUGAUCUCGUUGUGAAGCUUUGGAGACCUGAUGAGCUCAUAGGAGAUACGCAGGUCAAGAAGACCACCUUGCAAUUAUACGAGCAUUUCCCUGCUCUCAUCAAGGCUCAGGCUCUACACCCUGACAUUGAUUCGCUCCGUAGGAACCAGAUGUUCCUGCCGGUCCCGAUACUCCGAGACUAUGACCCGCUGCAACCCAUACUUCAUCAGCUUCAAAAUAUCGCUCUAGAUGCGGCUUCCUUCGCUGCGACCUCAUUCCUUCCACGCCUCUUGCACGACUUCAUCCACGCUUUGUCGACGAACAAAUACCAGAUCUUCACCCAGCCUUCCUCAAGUAAGCAAUCAUUUGAUGUGUACGUUUCGGAAAAGCUUCGAUCGUCGGUUCAAUCCGGCUUCAAAUCCAUCUCGGAUAACGUCGACCGAAUCUGCGCACGUCAAGGGGUGUCACAGACAGAUCUCUGGGCAUCAAAGCUGGCAUUAUGGACAGAGAUCAGUCUAUGGGGAGGAUACUUGGAGUCCGACGAAGCAUGGGCUGUUCUUCUUCGUAACGAGGCUGCGAGAGCGGUCGCUACACUUCGAGGUGACCAAUCUGACCAAACGACCGACCCGAAAUCUCGACAGGCCAUUCUCCAGCUGCUAAACGUCUUGGAGAAUCUGGAUCACGGACAUUCAGCUAUAGACGCAGAGACUGUCGCUUGGUGUCUCGCUGCGCCAAAAUUCUGUAGUGCAGAAGCCGAGAAGCUUCUGAGCAGUCUUCUUCGAUAUCAUCAACUCACUUUCUCCCUUCCUGCGUUUUUCACUCUACUUCGAGAAGCCAUCCUCAGUCUCUUCCCGGGUUCCCUGGACGUUUCCGUCACCAGACAAAUCUACGAUCUCCUAAAGUCUGGAGCACUGCUGUCCGACUCGCUUCAGAGUCUCGUCCGAUCGUCCUUGACCGCCUUGACCGGUCCUUCUGUUCGAAAGGAGAUCUGGUCGAGCUUGAGCUACAGUACAGUGGGAACGGAGACACGUGGAAAACGGAAACAGAAGGAACGAGCCGAUCACGAGGCAGCCUUUUUGGCGCUUUCAGUUCAAUUGGCCAUCCUGGUCCUUCCCUCGGGAUGCCCGUUAGAGGAUGACGACUCGUACAAUCAAGGUGCAGCCGCGUUGUUGUCCCAGCUGGAUGAAGCCGACCCGGCAAGCAGUGACUCAAAUGAGUCCAAGAAGAGGAAGGCCCGCAAAAGCGAUACGUUGGAUUCUGCCACCCAAUGGACGGGGGAUAUCCUCCUGGCAGCAAAGUUGCGCUUGAGCCAAACCUUGGAAUUGGUUGAUCGUGCUUGGAUCGGCGAUCGACCGCUUGCUCACACUUUACUGAAGCGCCUGCAGGAUGCAUCGGCUUUGGCGGAGACCAAGACUGCCAUCCUGUCAAGUCUGUCGCAGAGUCUUCUCAUACAGACACAGGAUAGAUACGGUCUCGAGAGCUCGGACAUAACGGCCUUUAUCGACCUUUGGCUCGGCCUGCUGGAGGAAGACACCCAAGCGCAGGAAUGCGUCGCCUCAGCAGCAUGGAAUCUUUUAUGGAAAGAAGGCAUCUUCACCUUUGAGAUGUGUGCCAAUCCUGAGCAGAAGCAACAUCUUCUGGAUAUGAUCGGAUCGCAUUUGUGGUGCUGCAAACAGCGUGAAAAUUUCCCCCCUCGAACCUCUGAGAUUCUGCUCACGAGGACCCGUAUCUGGGAGCUGCCGGGAAUCAGAGGUGCACUACUCGCCAUACUCGAGCAGAGCGUGACUUCCGGUAUGUUGGAGAUGGGCACCUUGUUCAUCCUGCUUCACGUACCCCCAACCGUCAUUUCUCGGAACCUGAAAGAAGAGCUCGUCAAGCUUCAGAUGAACCGUCUUCUUUCGGAGGAAUACUACGACGAAACCUUCACAACGCUUAGCAUACAGUGGCUGGCCACUCUGGCCCUCGAUGUUUUCCAGCUACGCAUUAUCGUAAGGCAGAGACAAAGGGUAGGCUUACACCUCCAGGACACCAGGAUCAUUCCACGGCUCGUUUCUCGGGGCGGACUUCAACUUGAAUCUGCUCCUGCUCAGUUACUGACGUCCAUGCUGAAGUACGUUUGGAGCCUUGUCGCAAAUCGCCCUGACCAAAUCUGUAGGCACGCACUUCGUUCUGGAGGUAGUGACAAGGAUAUUCUUGAGACUCUCGAUCUCCUUACGACAUGUCUUUCGGACCUCAAGUCACCUUGCCAAAUUGAUGCUCCGGUCGAAACGCUCACGAUCGUUCUGCGUUGUCUGCAUUCUGCUCAAACGUCAGUCCUCCUUUCUCCCGAAGUAGAGGAGAGAAUGCGGACCCUGGUCAAGAAGGCGAAGAAACAGCUGGGCAAAAGCUUGCCUGGUCUUCUGCGAGACCUGAAGCCUUCGGAGGUCUCUAUCGGUAUCUCUGCGAUCCAGCUGUGGAAGAUUUUGCUUCAGUCGUCUCGACAUCUCCAGCUGAGAGCCCCAGGCGUCAAAUUGUCCAGAGACUUGCUCGCCUUGUACGCAAGACUGAAAUUGCCUUCCCUAGCGUCCUCGAUUAUCGAAAUUGCGCACGAUGAAGCUGGUGAUUACGAAGAAGACAUUUUAGUCUUCGUCACGCUUGUCAAUGCUAUCAGACCGUGCUCGGAAGCCAGCAACGCCUUCGCCACCAUCAUGCGAAAAGCCACGUUGGAGGACUUCACAUCUGCUCUCGAAGCGUCCCUCGCAGCGCAGUCCGCCGAUACGCCUCAUUCAGACCCAGGGACCUAUAUGACAUCCGCACAUCUAUCAACCAUACAGACUUUGGUAGGAAUCCCGCUGGAGGGAUCUGGCAAGGUCAUGCGAAAGCUGUGCAUGCCCCUGCUGGAUGAGAUUGCCCGCGUCGUCUCGACUGGGAGCGUACAGGACUGCAUCGCAGGCAUACGCUGUCUAGAUCAGCUACUGCAAGCCCGUUCUCGAAUCCUCCGAUCACUGGAUUUCGCGACGGUCUGUCACAUUCUCAUAACGACAUUACAUCCCACACCUGGUUCGGUACGAGCCACUCGCAGUCUGUAUGAGAUGUUCGAUAGCGUUUUGUCCUCGCUUGGGUCCGUCGUCAGACUUCGCCCGGAUCUUAUUACUGAGCAUGGUCCCGAGAUUGUCGGGGUUAUAUCCUCCAUGUUUGUGCUCUUCCUCGAGAUACGUCGACAGCAUGCUUCGUCGCCUCGAAUCCGAGCACGUCUGAUGUCACGGUGGCCGUCUUGGCUCGCUGAGCCAAGUUCGAUUCGCUCCGAAAUGUCUGCAAACCAUCGAUCUGGAGGCGGUCUUCAAGCAUGCCAUGCGUCUCAACUCGCUCGACUGUUGACCAUGCUAUGCAAUGCUAAAGUCGACAAUGCGGGGACGAGCCAGCUCGGCCGAACUACCAUCGCAAACUCCCUUCUCAAACAUGUGCCUACGAUCCUGGUGUCUUACUGUCGAGCGGUCGCAGACUCUUGGGGUAUGAUCCCUUUGGACGUACGAAAAGAGCUGGAGCCGGGUCUGUGGAGUCUAUGUGAUAUCUUGACAGCGGGUGGUCGGGUGGAUGCUCGGGGGAGAGAAGGAGAGCGUCUUGGAUUGCCGUACGGUCUGGGCGACACCGGCGAGGUCGAAAAGGAUGUCUGGGCGGAAAUGUGGCUUAGUUGGAGCUUUGCACUUGGUCGAGAAGAGCCAGCCGACGACAUCGUACACCCUGGCGAUUACGGCGAGACAGGCCCUCCCCCUUAUAUUUACUCGCUACAAGGGUUCUAUUCCCGCGCCGUCCAAGAUGAAUUCCGCCCUCAGUACAGGGAAAGGGUCGGUUCGAAUCGCUCUCGGGGCGCGUUUUGAAGUUGGAAUUGAAUUGAAUGCUUCUGUGAGGCGCUGGAGAGCCAUUCAGGCAGUUGAGCGAGUUCCGACCCCGUCGAGAUGAUAGAUGUGCAUUCUGCGUCGAGGCUCUCCGGGCUCAAUUUCAG